Molecule: messenger RNA, 3801 nt
Organism: Knipowitschia caucasica
Lineage: Eukaryota; Metazoa; Chordata; Actinopteri; Gobiiformes; Gobiidae
Source: the annotation of a GenBank genome assembly
AUGAACGGAGAGGUCAAGGACCCUUCAGCCUUGAAGGAGGAGGGAAACGCACAUUUUAAAUCGGGGAAUUUAGAGGCAGCUCUUUCGUGUUACACUAAAGCCUUAAAACUGAGUAAAAACGAAGUAGACUGUGCUGUUUUGUAUCGCAACCGCUGUGCCUGCUUUCUAAAACGAGAGGAGUACAGCAAGGCAGAGGAGGAUGCUUCUAAAGCUCUUGAUACGGAUCCAUCUGAUGUUAAAGCAAGGUUUCGGAGGGCUCAGGCUUAUCAAAAACUGGGUCGUUUGGAUCAAGCUUUUGUAGACACACAGAGAUGUGCCCAGCUGGAACCCAAAAACAAAGCCUUCCAGGAUCUACUCCGACAACUAGGGGCAGAAAUUCAGCAAAAGUCUGCACAGCAGAACUCCACAGAUGCCCGAGUGCAGCAAAUGUUCACUCUUCUGAUGGAUGACACUGCAAAAGACACUGAUCGGCAAAAGGCAGCUCAGAAUCUGGUGGUGUUGUCCAGAGAAGAUGCAGGAGCUGAGCAGAUAUUUCAAAAUGAUGGAGUGAAGUUAAUUGAAAAGCUUCUCAAGGCAAAACACGAUGAUAUUGUUCUCUCUGCUUUGAGGACACUUGUUGGACUAUGCACCGGUCACCAGUCUAGGACCAUGGCUAUAGUGAACGAGUUGGGAAUGCAUCAACUUUGUGCUGUAAUGGGAUCUGGAGACUCCACUGUUUCUCUCGCUGCCUGCCAUCUGCUGCAGGUAAUGUUUGAGGCUCUGACUGAAGGCAUGAGGAGAGACUUUAGAGGGAAAGAAGAGGCUAUACUUCCAGAACCCUCUAAAGAGCUUCGUUCAAUGCUGCGCCAUCUUUUGGAUAUGCUGCCAGCUGCAAAUGUGUCAGGGCCUGGCAGAGACAAUGCUAUCAACCUCUUAGUGAAGCAGGUUCCGCGCAAGUCGUUAAAAAACCCAGACAACUCCCUCACCUUAUGGGUCAUUGAUCAAGGUCUGAAAAAGAUUUUGGAAGUAGCUGGAACGGUCGCAGAGCUUUCAAAAGGACCACCACUGACGGAUAACUCCCACAUGAGCUGUUCUGUCCUGCUUACCAAAUUGUAUGAUGACCUAAAAAGUGACAAAGAAAGGGAGAACUUUAACAAACUAUCUGAAGAAUAUGUCCAGCAACACUUUAAUCUGUCAGUGCUGGAAGCUAAGCUGCGAGCCAUCCAGACUGUCUCUGUCCUACUUCAGGGACCAAGUGAAGUUGGGAACAGAACUUUGGAAAUGUCAGGAAUGAUGGAUGCUGUGAUAGCUCUGUGUGCGUCCGAAGAUGUAAUUCACCAGCAGGUAGCGGUAGAAGCUCUCAUCCACGCCGCUGGGAAAGCCAAGAGAGCGUCAUUUAUCACAGCCAAUGGAGUGGCACUGCUAAAGGACCUCUACAAGAAGAGCGAGAACGACCGGAUCCGCGUGCGAGCUCUGGUGGGUUUGUGCAAGCUCGGAUCGGCUGGAGGGACAGAUUUCAGCAUGAAGCAGUUUGCAGAGGGAUCCACGCUAAAGCUGGCAAAGCAGUGCCGAAAGUGGCUUUGUAAUGAAUCGCUACCUCCAACGUCCCGGCGCUGGUCUGUCGAGGGGCUUGCUUAUCUCACGUUUGACGCAGAUGUGAAGGAGGACUUGGUUGAAGAUAAGAACGCUCUCCAGGCCAUGUUCGAACUAGCAAAGUCCGAGGAUAAGACUGUCUUGUUUGCGGUGGGUUCUACUUUGGUAAACUGCACCAACAGCUACGACGUGGAGAAACCAGACCCUCAAAUGGUGGAGCUGGCCAAGUACGCCAAGCAGCACGUACCUGAGGAACACCCUAAGGAUGCCCCUGCGUUUGUGGAGAAGAGGCUCAUGAGGCUGCUUGAUGCUGGAGUGGUGACUGCGCUGGUGUGUAUGGUCAAAAAUGAAAGUCCAGCUCUUACAGAGGCUUGUAGAGAAUCUAUUGCCAGGGUGUUUUUGGCUUUGGUAAUGCGUCAGGAGGACAGAGGCACUGUGGUUGCACAGGGCGGUGGAAAGGCUCUAAUCCCACUAGCUACUGAAAACACAGACAUGGGUAAAGUAAAAGCAGCCCAGGCCUUGGCAAAAAUAACCAUUACAUCAAACCCAGAAAUUGCGUUCCCAGGAGAAAGGGUUUAUGAGGUGGUGCGUCCGCUCGUCAGUCUUUUGAGUCUGGAAUGUACCAUGCUACAAAACUUUGAAGCUCUGAUGGGGCUCACCAACCUGGCUGGCAUCAGUGAGAGACUCAGGCAAAAAAUUAUCAAAGAGAAAUCCUUACCAAAGAUUGAAGGCUACAUGUUUGAGGAGCAUGACCUUGUCCGAGCUGCUGCCACUGAGUGUAUGUGUAAUCUUGUGCUGAGUGAAGAGGUACAAAAGCUGUAUUUGGCAACAGGAAAUGAUCGCCUAAAGCUGCUGGUGCUGUACAGUGGAGAGGAGGAUGAGAGACUUCGUAGAGCCGCUUCAGGAACACUGGCCAUGUUGACAGCUGAGCAGCCAGAGCUGUGUGUGCGCAUCCCUGAAACUACAUCACACUGGCUGGAGAUCUUUCAGGCUCUGCUCCUUUGUGAAAUUCCAGACCUGCAACAUCGAGGUGUUGUCAUCGUGCAAAACAUGAUUCUAGCGGACAAGAGUUUGACUGAAAAAUUGAUUGAAAGUGAGGCUUUAGAAAUCCUAACAGUUUUAGCCAAGGGAGAAGGAGGUGUAAACAGCCAAGUCUCUAAGGUCGCCCAAAACUGUCUGGACACAGCUAUUGAGAAAGUGUCAUCGGCAUUGCCUCAAAUCCGAGCAAGUUGGAGCAGAAGGCUAUCGUUACAGCUGGAUGAUGAAAGUGGCGUGUUCCUAGAUGGCUUCAGGGGACUAGGAGCUAAAGAGUGCUGCAGUUUCAUAGAGAAAAGUCGUGGAUGCAAAGACAUUACAAACAAUGAGUCGCUGUUGCUCAUCAUGUUUCAGGACAGAGUUGAGGUGUGGGAUUUUGAGAAGAGCGAGGAUGGUCCAGUGUGGAGCAUGGACACUGACAAAUCUGAUCCACCUUUGAAGCUCCCUUUAGUUCCUGAAGGCUACAUCUCCUUAAAGCCGCCUUUCUAUCGCCCCUUAUCCCCUCAUCUUCAAGCCAAGAGCCUCGCCUUGGGGCCAGAGCAUGUGGUUCUUCUGAGCGCUACUGGAGCGGUGUACACUUGGGGACAGGGCAGCCAUGGUCAGUUGGGACAUGGCAUUCUUACCUCCGAGCAGGAGCCCAGGGCAGUGGAGGCUCUCUGGGGAGUACCCAUGAAAGCUGUAGCUGCAGGAGGUUGGCACUGCUGUUGUAUCAGUGCUACUGAUGAUCUUUACGUGUGGGGCUGGAAUGAGAUUGGCCAGCUCGGACUCCCUUCACGGGGUGUCAGAAGAGCACAGCAGCAAAACAGCCAUAACAAAGAUACAGCCAAACAACCUCAUAAUGCUGACGUGAGGCCAGAAGAUGACCAGACACAAACCGAGGAGGACAAGGAUGUGUUCAUAUCUAUUCAAGCAUUCCCCGCUCUCCUUGACCUAAACCCUCCAUGUGAAAUAAAGGUUGUUAGUUGUGGCUCCAGACACACUGCUGCAGUUACAACUGAAGGGGACCUCUAUACCUGGGGUUGGGGAGAAUAUGGACAACUUGGACACCAGGACUUGAUGAGUUCAGACGAGCCUCAGUGUGUGGCGUAUUUUAAGGAGCACCAGCUGCAUGUCACGGACGUUGUCUGUGGGGCAUGGAACACCUUUGCUGCUGUGGUCAAACAGGAAGAAGUACAGAAAUCCCCUUGUUGCUAA